Penicillium egyptiacum is the source of this 981-nucleotide messenger RNA. Lineage: Eukaryota; Fungi; Ascomycota; Eurotiomycetes; Eurotiales; Aspergillaceae. The record is from the annotation of a GenBank genome assembly.
AUGAAGCUUUGGACGGCCCUUUUUCUCCUUUCCUCGGUCGUGUCUGGUGUCCUGUCUGCAAGCUCAACGGAGGACAAGUUUGCAACAUACCAAUCCCUGUCUCGUUCGGGACCUGUUGAUCUAGACAGUGCAUCAUAUGAAGACCUCACAUCUACACCUCGAGAUUACUAUGCUGUGGUUAUCCUGACUGCCACGGAUCCUCGCUUUGGCUGCCUCCUAUGCCGCGACUUCGAAUCUGAAUGGGACCUGAUCGCCCGAAGCUGGACCAAGGGCACCAAGCCUGACGACCUCAAGGUGGUCUUUGGGACACUCGACUUUGAUAACGGCAAGGCCGUUUUCCAAAAGCUCAUGCUUCAAUCUGCACCCGUACUCCUUGUCUUCCCUCCUACCAUCGGUCCCUUUGCUAAGGUUGAAGGGAAUCCCCUUCGGUUUGAUUUCACAGGCCCGAUCUCAGCCGACCAGAUCUACUCUUGGAUUGGACGUCAUUUGCCCGAAGGCCCCAAGCCUGAACUAGUUCGACCCAUCAACUACAUGCGGAUUGUAUCAACGAUCACAAUUCUGAUGGCAGUUGUGACUGCGGUUACGGUCCUUUCUCCCUACCUGCUGCCAAUUAUCCAGAACCGAAACCUUUGGGCUGCAAUCAGUCUUAUCGCCAUUCUUCUGUUCACAAGUGGCCAAAUGUUCAACCACAUCCGAAAGGUCCCAUAUGUUGCUGGUGAUGGCAAAGGUGGCAUUAGCUAUUUUGCCGGUGGAUUCCAGAACCAGUUCGGGAUGGAGACUCAAAUUGUGGCUGCCAUCUACGCUGUCCUCUCCUUUGCUACGAUCGCACUCGCACUGAAGGUUCCCCGGAUGGAAGAUGUCAAGGGUCAACAGCUGGCUGUCUUGAUCUGGGCAACUGUCCUUUUCGCAACAUACAGCUUCCUUCUCAGUGUCUUCAAAACCAAGAACGGUGGCUAUCCAUUCUAUCUGCCUCCGUUCUAG